AUGUCUCAAUUACCAGUUGCCGCUCUCAACGCCCGCGUUCCCGCUUCUCGCCGCACGAACGCUCAAGAAUCCGUAUGGCAAGCCGAUGUUCCUCAAGAAUAUCAUCAACACUCUGCAGACCCACGCACUCCUCUUGUGCCCCCAAGCGAGAGGGAAGGAAUCAACUCGGAUGGAAUCUCAAAAAAGCUAGCUUGGCUGGCCAAGAACGGGUACACAGUGCAUACAUACGACGAAAUGCUCUCGUCCCGCGAUCUGGGGCCUCAAAUCUCCCGCAAGGAGCGUCGUCGGCUUAUGAUGGAGCGCAAAAAGGCCAUCUACGAAAAGGCAAAGUCCGCACACGAAGCGUCCAAGGCUAGCCGGCCUUCGAGGCGCCAGCCCCCCACCGGUCCGGCGACGACUAUGACUCCAAAGGGCGCAUAUAGUCACCAACCAAGCACUGCUCCUGACCAUUACCCCUCUGAAACUCCCAUGGCGGUGUGCGAACCUUCUGCCCCCGUUCAACAGAUCGAUCCCUCCAAGUGGCUCGAAUCGUCUUUCCACGAGGUCGAUCCUGCGUUUUUGCCCGAUGCUGGACUUCCAGCUGAUCUAGCUCUGAUGGCCGAAUUGAACGAACUGUUUACGCACGACGAGCAAGUCGCUUACGGGUUCGUACCCAAGGGAUACUAUUCGGCUCAAGAUGAAUAUUAUCAACGACAGCAGUACGGUGCAUACCCCCAGCAGGGUCAUUAUUCCGGAAACGCGGCCGCACCCGAGUUUCCGCACUAUCCCAGUACCCCCAGGUGGUAG
Molecule: messenger RNA, 786 nt
Organism: Rhizoctonia solani
Lineage: Eukaryota; Fungi; Basidiomycota; Agaricomycetes; Cantharellales; Ceratobasidiaceae
Exons: 3
Coding region: 1-786 (261 amino acids)
Source: RefSeq, a predicted model, not a curated record